AUGGCACCUCAUGGAGAUUCAUUACCUAGCUCAUUCUCUAGAACCAACAACAUAGUAUGCUCCAAACCACCAAAACCUAAUUCAUCCGAUCACAACAACAAUAACAACAACAUUCAAAGAACAAUCUCCGACAUAUCUUUCGCGUUAUCAAAAGAAGACUUUGAUUUAACACUUCCACCGAUAACCGAAGUUGAAGAUGCAAAGUGCGAGUGCUGUGGCAUGUCGGAAGAGUGUACGCCCGAGUACAUUAAACGCAUACGCGAUAAAUACUUAGGAAAAUGGGUUUGUGGUUUGUGUUCUGAGGCAGUGAAGGAAGAGUUGGAGAAAAAUGGAGGGAAGAAAGAUGAAGCUUUGAGUGAACACAUGAAUGCAUGUGUAAGGUUUAACAAAUAUGGAAGGACUUUUCCUGUUUUGUCUCAAGCUGAAGCCAUGAAAGAGAUGCUGAAAAAGAGUAAAAUGGAAGGUAGAAGGGCUAAGUCAUUCAACCCUAGAGAGAAAGGUGGUGGUGGUGGUGAAAAGAAAAGUGGACUUGCUAGAAGUUCAAGUUGCAUUCCAGCUAUCACAAGAGAUAUCAAAGAUUUCAAAAUUUCAAGUUAA
Molecule: messenger RNA, 597 nt
Organism: Lathyrus sativus (Indian pea)
Lineage: Eukaryota; Viridiplantae; Streptophyta; Magnoliopsida; Fabales; Fabaceae
Source: the annotation of a GenBank genome assembly